CAAAGCUAUCCGAUCGAUCGGUUUGGUUGCUAACAAAGUUGAUGUAAGAUGGAGGGUAUCCCAGUGCUCUUUUUUAUAUUUGGGCUGUUAAGUGUAUUUUUAACACAAAUCUACGCUCUAGAGCCGGAGUGUGGCAAGCUGAGAGAGGCCCAGCUCUACAAUAUGAAACAAAUCACGGAACCGGACGAGUACACAUGGAUUGGACGCGUGGGCUAUGGCAAUUCCAGUGAUCCGGACCCUGAGAUAAAGUGCUCGGCGGUGCUGAUCCAUCAACGAUAUGCACUUAUCUCUGCUAGAUGUGUGCUUACACCUGGACUUGGAGAUGCCACGUUCAUUCUGUUUGGGGAUUGGCAGGCCACUCGUAAUAUUCGAAAGGAAGAUUGUCGCCCGAAUGGGAACGACAUCAAGUGCGCCCCGCCUCCGCAAGUGGUGAAUAUCGAGGAGCUGGUGGUGCACCCAAUGUUUGACAGCAAAGGCUUUGACUAUGAAAUCGCACUGGCCAAGCUGGCGGAAAAUGUAAAGUUCUCGGACUUUGUCCAGCCCAUUUGCCUGCCGCCCGCCUAUAAAGUUGAGGGGAAUCACAUCGCUCAGCGACUGGAGAUGACGGGAUUCAGGGGAGAAACCUUUAAUAAGGUCGAGCCGCUGGCUGACGAAUACCGCUUUCGGACGAAGCUGGUUGUGCAGACAGCCAGUUCGGAGUAUUGCUCCUGGAAUUGGCAGCAGGCCCAUAUGACGUUUAAUUACGAGAACCAAUUGUGUGCUAUGGUGGAUGUAAGGGACUCUGCUCUGACAAGCGGAACACUGAUGGGCAUUGAAUAUGAAGGGGAAAAGCCAAGGAACUUCUACGUCAUUGGCAUAGCGGGCAUUACGCUUAAGACGUCCUCAAAACCACCUGUAAUCAUACACCAAAUUAUGCGCGUCUUGCCGUUUAGGGAUUGGAUUUUAAAAAACAUGGCUUAAACGACCUCGUAAUAGGUUAAUUUUCAAUUUUAAUUUAAUAAAUUUUUAAAACUUAUAAGUUACUUAAAAACACCUCAA
Messenger RNA from Drosophila kikkawai, 1038 nucleotides. Its product is annotated as phenoloxidase-activating factor 3-like. Lineage: Eukaryota; Metazoa; Arthropoda; Insecta; Diptera; Drosophilidae. Gene Ontology annotation, biological process: proteolysis. The record is from RefSeq and is a predicted model, not a curated record. Gene Ontology annotation, molecular function: serine-type endopeptidase activity.